Molecule: messenger RNA, 954 nt
Organism: Pochonia chlamydosporia 170
Lineage: Eukaryota; Fungi; Ascomycota; Sordariomycetes; Hypocreales; Clavicipitaceae
Exons: 4
Coding region: 1-954 (317 amino acids)
Molecular function (GO): oxidoreductase activity
Source: RefSeq, a predicted model, not a curated record
AUGAAAGAUAAGAUCGCUGAACAUGAUUUAGAUUCCAUUACAGCUGUUCCACGAAUCCUUAAUGACGAAAAAUUGAUUCUAGAGUGGCUACAGAAUGAAGGCUCUGACUCCAGGCUCAAGGAUACUGUAGCACGCACCACCAGCUUCCUUCAAUAUUUCGCUGACACAGAGAGGUACAUACAUGAAAAGCCUUAUGCCUCUAAAAUACCCCCACUGGUGCCAAAUCAAGCUCAGUUGAAUUUCGGGGGGCAAUAUCAUCAAGUUGUCAUAACAGAUAUUGCUGGGCACGAAACGCUUUUCAGCCUGGACAAGGACGGGUUUCAAUUCGUACCGGACGUCUACCAUGGGCCCAUGUUUAUAGAAGACUUGCAGACUUACAUCAAUACCAUGUCUAACUGGCUGACAACCCAUCUUGAUUGUUCGGAAGUCUUCGUCUUUGACUUUGCUCUGAGGCAUGAGCACAGUCGAGCUCUAGGCAUCAAAGGGUUUGUGGACGUAGCACGGCGAGUUCACUGCGAUCAGACACCAAGGUCCGCGAUCGGCAGGAUUAAGCUACACAUGGGCAUGCGGGCAGAUGAGCUCCUCAGAGGAAGAUGCCGCCUAAUCAAUAUCUGGCGCCCGCUCGUCCCGGUUGUGGAGAGUUAUCCACUAGCUGCCUGCUCCUUCACUUCAGUCACUGCCCAAGAUUUUGUGCCAGUUGACGUCAUCUUUCCCCAUUAUGCCGAAGAAGCGUUCGAAAUUAUAGCAUCCAAGCGACACAGGUGGUACUACCGUUCGAAGAUGACUUGGAAGGAUGUCGCUCUCCUCAAGAUUUACGAUAAUAACCAAGAGGACCGUGUCGCAUAUUGCGCGCCGCACACAGGGUUUCGCGAUCCACGGUCAGGAUCUCAGAUUCCAAGAAGCAGUAUUGAGCUUAGGUGUCUUGUGUUUGGAGAUAAUAAGCAAAGGAAAUGA